AUGCCGCCAGAACUCAUUCCCGAUGAUGAAGAAUACGCUUCUUCGGAAGACUCUGAUUUCGCGCCCGAUGCGGCCCCGGUUCGAGAUGAUGAGGAGGUAUCUUCCGACUCCGAGCUAGAAGCCGAGUCUGUGAAGACUACGAAGCCAGCCAAGCGAAAACGAGGAACUGAUGCUGAGGAGGCUGAAGAUGCCGGGUUCGAGAACUCUGGUGAUGAGGCGAUUAUAGAGAAGGGGAAGAAGAGACGGAAGAAGAAGGGGAAGAAGGGGAAGAAGGGCAAUGAUGAGGCGGUUGAGGAUGAGGGUGGCGAGGGGGGUUUGGUCAAGACGAGAAGCAUGAGGGCUGCAGAGAAAACAGAGAAGAAAAUUACUUUAGUAGACACGAGCAAAGCUACAAUCGAUGUCGACGCCCUCUGGGCCAACAUGAUAUCGGGCAAACCCAUCACACCCACACCCAUCCCGUCCACCGAACCGCCUGCCAAACCCUCUCAAAGCCCCGACCCAAAACGCAGCACCCUCCCCGUAACAGAAGAAGGCAAGAAAUCCUCCCGCUCGCCAAGCAUAUUCAGCGAAGGUCCCGAUUCCAUGGUUCUCAUCAAGCGAACGUACAAGUUCGCUGGAAAAGUACACACGGAACAGAAACUCGUUCCACGGAAUUCCGCAGAGGCAAAGCUAUAUCUAGCAUCACAGCCAGAUCCAGCAUCCCAAACACAACCCACGGUCGCAGACCUCUCCAAACCCUCAGAUCCUUUCACGAAGCCCAAACGACCGCCUAAAAAAGCUCGACGCUCGAUUUUUGAACCCAUCUCAGAUGCUGUACAGCAAAGAAAGGAUCUACACUUCGGUGGAAGGCCGGCAGUUGGCGUUGUAGGGGCCGUAGGAGGAGCUGGCAAAGAACGGAAACUCAAUACCGUGGAGAAGAGCGCGAUGGAUUGGGCGGGCUUUGUGGAUAAGGAGGGAAUUAAGGAUGAGUUGGAUGCGGCGGGUAAGGCAAAGGGUGCUUAUAGGGCGAGACAGGAGUUCUUGGCGAGGGUGGAGGCUAAGAAGGAGGAGGAGGGUAGGAGGGCUAGGGGGGUGGUGAUGUGA
This is a messenger RNA of Venustampulla echinocandica, 1083 nucleotides long. RefSeq names its product SWR1-complex protein 5. Lineage: Eukaryota; Fungi; Ascomycota; Leotiomycetes; Helotiales; Pleuroascaceae. The transcript has 2 exons. The record is from RefSeq and is a predicted model, not a curated record. Bases 1 to 1083 code for a protein of 360 amino acids.